This is a messenger RNA of Sphaeramia orbicularis (orbiculate cardinalfish), 2883 nucleotides long. RefSeq names its product gastrula zinc finger protein XlCGF26.1-like. Gene Ontology annotation, cellular component: nucleus. NCBI's taxonomy places the organism in Eukaryota, Metazoa, Chordata, Actinopteri, Kurtiformes, Apogonidae. Gene Ontology annotation, molecular function: DNA-binding transcription factor activity, RNA polymerase II-specific. The record is from RefSeq and is a predicted model, not a curated record. Gene Ontology annotation, biological process: regulation of transcription by RNA polymerase II. The transcript has 8 exons. The coding region runs from base 584 to 2563 and encodes 659 amino acids.
AACAGAAUCUCACCACAAAAACCUACUAGACCUUCUGUUACUACGACUACCACCAGAAAUAAGCCAAAUUUUCUAACAUUUUAUUACAUUUUUUUGAUUUGAGCAAGAGCAUUUGCCAAUGGGGUCAGCAUAGAAAUCUAACCAUUUUAAGACUUCAAACUAGAAAAAAGUCCAAACUUUAUAGACAUUUUUUAACAGUGGAAGAGUCAAUAAAAAUGUAGAUCUUGAUGUAUGGUAGUAAAAUUGGGUCCAGAGAAGACACCAGAUCUGUAAAGAUCGUGAAUAAUAAUAAUAAUGUCCCAUGUAUGUGACUAAAGCUGAAAAUAUGUAUUUAAUUAUAAGUUUAUUCGAUUGUUUACUCUCACUUUAGGAGGUAAAUAUGUAUUUAUUGUAGACUUCAUCUCUUAUUGUGACAGAUACAGAAACCGGAAGUGACUCUUGGUCUAGUUCAAACCCACGAAGGCUUUUAUUUUGAAGGCGCAUCUGUUGAACCGGAAGUAGAAGAUGGCGUCGUGUGUUUUGGCUCCUGUGUUUUGUGCUCCUUAAGAACCGGGGCUUCACACCAGGGGCCGUUUGUAUCUGUAUGAAACCGCAGUCCGAACUCUGUUCUAUGGCGGAACCCGGUCUGGUCGGGAUGGCGGACCUGGAGGGGCAGUUCGGUUCCGUUCUGGAGGUUCUGGUCACCGCCGCCGUCUCCGAAAUGAGUAAAGUAGUCCGCGGCUCCGCGUCACCGAGCGGGACCGAAAACACACCAGAGUCCACGGAAGAGCAGCUCGUCCAGUUCAGUGUCUUCAUGACGUCUUUGGCUCGAGAAGCUGUGUUGAAGAUCUGUCGGCUUUUCCAUGAAUGUUCAUCCCUGCUUCGACUUGAGGUGACGCAGGGCGAGGCUGAGAUCGAGGACCUGAGGAGGAGGCUGGAGGUGGCGGAGACUGAACUGAAGCUGGUCCUGGACAGCGGCGGAGGAGGAGGGAAAGACGGAGAAGAGGAAACAGAGGACGGAGGUGGACGGAGCGAAGACGAGAGCGACCUGGUCCAAGGAGGAGACGAGGACCAGAACCGGACCAGGCAACGGCCCGGGAGGAAGAACCGCAGAGGUGUUUCUGGUGGCGACGGCGCCGUGAAAAGAUCUCCCAUCAUCCACCUGUGGAAAGGCCGAGCCUACGAGGACAGCGUCCAGGCGGUGAUCAUAAAGGAGGAGGGGCUGGAGGCGUUGUCAGACCCAGGUCAGUUCAGAGACGAUCUGGAUCAGGAGGAUGAGGACGACCCGGACUACCAGCUGGAGGCAGAGAAUCCAGACACCGCUGACCCCGCCUACCCCUCCAGACCCAAACGCAUCAUGAAGACGAAGCCGCUUCGAGGCCGAUCAAAGAAGGAGGGUGUUCAGCCUCUGAGCUGCAGACACUGCAGGAAGACCUUCACUAAGCUGCUGCAGCUCAAAGCCCACCAGGCGGUCCACGGCGCCAGCGCCGACAAGCCCUUCCACUGCUCGCAGUGUGGGCGGGGCUUUGCCUUCCAGAGGAGCCUCAAUGCCCACAUGCUGCUGCACACGGGUGAGCGACCUCACACCUGUGACGUCUGUGGGAAGGGUUUCACGCUGAAGCAGCUCCUGAGGAACCACCAGCGCCUCCACGCCGAGGUGCGUCCAUUUGGCUGCGACCAGUGUGGAAAGACCUUCUACCGAGCCCACGGUCUGAAGAUGCACCAGAUGGUCCACACGGGGGAGCGCGCCUUCGUCUGCCACUUCUGCAACAAGAGCUUCACCAUCCAGGGGAACCUGCAGCGCCACCUACGGAUCCACACGGGCGAGAAGCCAUUCAGGUGCGAGACGUGCGGGAAGAGCUUCAACCAGGCAGACACGCUGAAGGGCCACCAGCGCAUCCAUACUGGUGAACGGCCCUUCAGCUGCGACACCUGUGGGAAGUGUUUCAUCCAGAAGAGCGCCCUGAAGAUGCACCAGAAGACAUCCCACUCGGGGGAGAACUCGCUUGCCUGCGUGGCGUGCGGCACCACAGUGGCCUGCGUGGACUCACUUCGCAAACACCUGCAGACACACUCCACAGCCAUCCCGUGCACGUGCGUGUUGUGCGGGCAUCGCCUCAGCUCCAUCACCGACCUGCGAUCCCACCAGCAGCACCACACCGUGGACCGGCCCCACAGCUGUGGACUCUGUGGGAAGAGCUUCAAGUCUUCCAGUUACCUGAAGAUCCACCUGAAGACGCACAGCGGGGAGCGGCCAUUCGCCUGCGACACCUGUGGACGCAUGUUCACGCAGCACAGCAGCCUCAAGUCACACCAGGCGGUCCACACAGGAGAGAAACCGUUCAGCUGCGACACAUGUGGGAAAUGUUUCAGCAACACGGGCAACCUGAACCGCCACCAGCGAAUCCACACGGGGGAGAAACCGUUCAGCUGUGAGACGUGUGGACGAAGCUUCAACCAGGGGAACAGCCUGAAGGCCCACCAGCAGAUCCACACCGGGGAGAAACAGUUCAUGUGCGACAAAUGUGGAAAGAGCUUCUCCUACCUGAGGAACCUCAAGGACCACAAGUGUUUCUAUGUCUGAGGCCGGGCGUGGUCGACGCCUCCUGCCCUGGAGGCGGAGCUCAUAACAUUCCAUGCAUCUGGAGUCCAUGACCGAAUGGAUGGAAUAAAGACGUAAAGCAGGGGUGUCAAACCUGCGGCCUGUGGACCAAAACCGGCCCACCUAAGGGGUCCAGUCCGAAUAAAUUUGCAAAGUGCAAAAAUUACACUGAAGAUCUUAACAGUCUAGGGUGUAAAACAUUUAAGAUCAGGGGUCCCAUACAGACUAAUGCGAUCUGAAGUGGAUCAGACCAGUUAAAUAAUAAUAUACAAAUAAUGUCAACUCCUAACUUAUCUGUGUUU